Messenger RNA from Gamsiella multidivaricata, 921 nucleotides. RefSeq lists its product as uncharacterized. Lineage: Eukaryota; Fungi; Mortierellomycota; Mortierellomycetes; Mortierellales; Mortierellaceae. The coding region runs from base 69 to 599 and encodes 176 amino acids. The transcript is spliced from 2 exons. The record is from RefSeq and is a predicted model, not a curated record.
AAGAACAAAGUGGACCAGUCCCCCUCAGCUUCCACUCACCCUCCCCCCUUUCCGUUACACUUCUAAACAUGGUUACCAUCUCCAAGUCCUUCCUCCUUCUUUUGGGAACAGCUAUCGCCUGUGCUACUGCCAAGACGACACCUGCCCCUACCCCUACAUAUACACCACAGGAGAUGUCCCAAGUGAUCGACUGCCAAACGCAAUGCAUCUCCCUCACUCCACCGUUUGGCCAUCCACCAGACAUCAACGUGAAGCAAUAUAUGAGAGUGAAAGACUACGGCAGAAUGCCUUAUUUGAUCAAAAAUAUGCAGCCAAUUGUCAAGCCAUGCAUCAAACAACUCCAAAAGCUGAAGGGCAAUGCCACCAAGGUCACCAAGGAGAGCUUUGAGGCCUACGUUUUGUGCAAUUCCAAGACUCUGACCAAGAAUGAGGAUGUUUACUUUGCCAAGAACUUCGACUGGAAAAAGAAUGGAUUCAACAAGAAAGAAUGGACCCAAUUCCGGAACCACACCGUGCCUGGAUUCAGGAGAGCACUCCACAUUUGCCGAGGAGGUUGCCGAAGAAUUCAUUUUGCUCAUAAAGGACCUCCCAAGCCCUAAAUAGAGUCCUCGCCAAUAAGUCAUGAACCAUUAUAUUUUUAGAGAAUGCCGAGCGAUUCAAUAAAUAAGAUUUUAUACGUACACUACUUCCACGUAUCAUUGAGGCACGGACGAUGUGGAUGAGGAUAUUGAUGAGGACAAGGAUGAGUGUGCGAGCAAGGACGAGGACAUAGGUGAUGAAGAACGCGACUUGAGGAAACGUCUACGGGAGGAGUAACGGAUACAAUGGAGCGCAAAAGAGCCUAGUCGAAAGAGGCAAGUAUUCUAGCAAUUCCAAAAUAUAAUAUUGGCGAGGACUCUAACACACAGGAAAAGGUCACUA